GCAAUCAUAGUUCAAACUCAUCAGCAAGAGUAAACAGCUCAUUCUCUAAAAAAUAAAAAUAAACUCAAAGUUAAGAAAAAUGGCAGCAAAAAUUUGUAUUGCUUUCUUCGCUUGUGUGGUAGCUGCUUUAGCUGCUCCAGGAGGUCAUGGUGGUGGCGGACACGAACAUGUCAAGAUCUCAGUUCCAUACCACAUCCACACUGUCCAUCAUCAUCAUGUUGAGAAAUAUCCAGUCUACAAGAAGAUCGAAGUUCCAGUCAUCAAGGAAGUCAAGGUUCCAUUCCCAGUCCAUGUCCCCGUCAAAGUCCCAUACCCAGUUGUUGUGAAGCCACAUGUUGUCACCGUCCCAGUUGAACAUUAUCCAGUCCACACUUCAGAAGUCCAACAUGGAGGUUAUGGAGGUUCAUCCGGAGGUGGUUAUGGAGGUUCAUCAGGUGGCUAUGGAGGUUCAUCAGGUGGCUAUGGAGGUUCAUCAGGUGGCGGUUAUGGAGGUGGUUCAGGCCAUGGAGGAUGGUAAAAUGUUCAAAGAACAUAAAUGAAUCUUCAUUGCACGCAUUUACUACCAAUCAGCGGAAUCCGCAACAUCAAGUUUUUGAAUUCCUGCCUCAUAAUUAUGAGUUUUAAUUUUUCACAUUCUCAAGU
Clunio marinus is the source of this 642-nucleotide messenger RNA. The record is from the annotation of a GenBank genome assembly. NCBI's taxonomy places the organism in Eukaryota, Metazoa, Arthropoda, Insecta, Diptera, Chironomidae.